GGCCACCAAAGCCAAGCAUUGGACAACGCACCUCACACGACAUCACUCGUACGCCCCAAACACGCUCGCAAACAGUUACACAAACGUUUCUUUUUGGGGCUUGCAUACACGCUUGAUUUUGAAUAUCGCGCCGCUACCUCCUAUCUCACAUACCUUACUCCGCAGCCCGUAUCCCGUUCCAAUACUAGCGACCUCUAGCUCCAGCGUCUGCGAGAUAUACACCUUCGAACACAUAGGCAUAGUAAUCGGCGCCGCAGAGGACAACAGCCAUGCCUCGGGCGCGCGCCACCAGCAGCGCUUCGACGGCAUCGACGGCCGCGGCGGCAGCGACGAAUCAAGAGCUGGGGAGCAUGUAUGAUUACCUGGCGAAAGUGAUAUUGCUGGGACCGAGUGGAGCUGGGAAAUCCUGCCUCCUCCACCGCUUCCUCCACUCGACCUUCCGAACCCUAACCUCGCAAACCAUCGGCGUAGAAUUCGCCUCCAAAAUCAUCUCCAUCGGUCCCCACCCCUCCUCCUCCCCCUCUUCCUCCUACCCCCGACCCCACCACCACCACGACCGCCGCCGCAAACGCAUAAAACUGCAACUCUGGGACACGGCAGGCACCGAGCGCUUCCGCUCCGUCUCACGAAGCUACUACCGCGGGGCCGCGGGCGCCAUCCUCGUCUACGACGUCAGCAGCUGGCGCAGCUUCGCCGACCUCCGGACCUUCCUGGACGAUGCGCGCGCCCUGGCGAGUAGACAGCUGUGCGUCGUGCUGGCGGGGAACAAGUGCGAUGUCGAUGAUCCGCAGCAGCAGUCGAUAAUAUCACCGCACCACCAAGCGCAGGUGCUGGAGAACCCCGCCGUGUACGGUUACGGGAAUAGUUAUACUACGUCUUCGUCUUCGUUCACGGGCGGCGGCCCCGCACCCCCGACGCCGUCGUCGCAAUCGUCUUCGCACUCGACGAUUACCUCGUUCCCCCUGUCGACCCCUUAUACGCUCGCGCCCGAGGGCCGAGAGGUCCCGUCGGAAGUGGCCACGCGCUGGGCCGGCGAACACGGCAUUCCCGUCGCCGUCGAGGUCUCGGCGCUAACGGGCGAAGGGGUCGAGGAACUGUUCGCGAAGCUGGCGAGGAUGAUCCUCACCAAGAUUGAGCUGGGCGAGAUUGACCCUGAUGACCCGACGAGUGGGAUUCAGUAUGGGGAUAUUGGCGGGUGGGGUGGGUUUGGGGGGAUGGAUGAGGGCGGGAGCGUGAAGAGUGGGAGGGUG
Molecule: messenger RNA, 1250 nt
Organism: Westerdykella ornata
Lineage: Eukaryota; Fungi; Ascomycota; Dothideomycetes; Pleosporales; Sporormiaceae
Product: ras-domain-containing protein
Exons: 3
Biological process (GO): regulation of endocytosis
Cellular component (GO): endosome
Molecular function (GO): GTPase activity; GTP binding
Source: RefSeq, a predicted model, not a curated record